CUGCCCUCCAGAUGCGAAGCAAGAAUUGCAUGCUUGUCGGCGUGACGCCCCUCAGGCUUUAACAACUUGAAGAACAUCAUCUCAGCUGUUUCUUUCCCCAUCAUCAUCAUCCGACCACCCGACCCCAAGAAACACAUCACUCUUAUGGAUCUCACGCAUGCGGUCGCCUCACCAAUCAAAUUGAUCCCCACCGAGCUCUUGCAAAAGAUCUUCUAUCUCGCGACGAUCGAUCACUGGUCAACCCAUCAGCCCGAAUACCCUGACUACGUCAUGAGAAUGCCCGCCUUAGAUCUCCGCACCGUUUGUCAGGAUUGCACGGUCAUACUACAAACCUACAUCGACAAUUCACGUAACAAGCCCCUGCAUAUUAAAUACACGGGAGCAGAGACCCCAUACAACAUCGAGGACGAACCGAACUCGCUCUGGCAGAACCCGGACUCAAAUAUGAUAAAGAUGUUGGCGAACCAACGCCAUCGCUUCCUGGAUUUCAACGUCAGCCAUGUGCAGCUGAGUUGUGACUACAGCGUCAUGCUUGUCCCGUUGGUCAAUACCGGUGAAAGACUUGUGAAGGACGAUGAUGACCACGACGACGACGACGACGAGGCGGACGGCGGAGAGGAACUUAGAGAUGAAGAGAAUGCACAGGCAGCGAUGCUGCAACGACUUUGCAUAGCCACAGAGCGCGGAAAGAAGCUCAGGAAGAAGAGUGCGAAACGGGCGUUCGUUUUGCCUGCUCUACGGCACCUCCACGUUACUGGUCUACGACUACCUCAAUGGCUCCGCAUGACAAAUUUGGUUACCCUCGAGCUCACUGACCAGAUCGCUGCAACUGUACCACACUGGUUCUUCAUCCUCAAGAGCAAUCCUAAUCUCCGGGAUGUUACGUUGAUGUUGGACCCCUUCAGCUUUGACAACGCCUCGCAGGAGGUCAUGGAAGCAACCAAAAGUCGCGUCUCCCAAAUUGAUCUUGAUCAGCUGGAAAGUCUAUCGCUCGGCUUCGGGUUGAUCACGAUGCAGGAUAGUAUGCAGGACCUUCUGAAAAUGAUGGAAUUCCCCGCCACGACGCGGAUUGAUUUGACCGUCACCAUUGAUCAGAUGUCCACGCACGAGGCAGAGGCACUAAUGGCUCGUCCAGACCUUGGCCCCGCUCUGGGCGAUAUUGCGUCGCAAUCCGAGGCACUCACUCUGCGAGUUAACGGCCACUGGCACAAUCUCUAUGCGGCAGACGUCGAUGCCAGUGAUAGCGGUUCAGAUUCAGAUCGACUAGAGUAUCGCCUGUGCACCGAAGUGACCUCAAAAAACCAACAGUUGCGUCUGGCGUGCAUAUGGCCUGGGUCACCAGAGAAUAAUCAUCUCGGCCAAGUUCCUGCGUUUGCCGGUCUGGCCUCGCUGAGAUAUCCUACUCUUCGACACCUGCAAAUCAAGAUUGACUUUAGCCAUCGUGAUGAACUUCGGAAACCGCCGUUGUUCACAUGGGAUCCGAUACUCACAAGUAUACCAUCCACCGUGUCGAAGCUGCAACUAGAUUUCGAGGUCUGUGGUCGGACGGAAGUCGCAGAUGCGUUCUUUGACGCAUGCGAAAAAGCCUUUGGCGCAUACAGAGCAGACCCUGAAUCUUGCAAACCGCCUUUCCCCAAUGUCACGGACCUGGUCAUCAUCAUCGCUGAGAACCACAUCAUGCUAGACAAGAUACAGGGUUUUGAGCGACACCUAACUCUGGACAACCUGGCGAUCGAGAUCAAGGGCGGCACGGAGUCCAAUCGGCAGGAGGUAGAGUCUGUGUUGACACAACAUGCCAGUGCCAAAGAAGUAUCGGUUACUAGUCAAGCGCGAUCGACUCCAGGCCCUCAGACCUGUCAUUAA
Molecule: messenger RNA, 1863 nt
Organism: Fomitopsis serialis
Lineage: Eukaryota; Fungi; Basidiomycota; Agaricomycetes; Polyporales; Fomitopsidaceae
Exons: 3
Coding region: 145-1863 (572 amino acids)
Source: RefSeq, a predicted model, not a curated record